AUGAUCGCGUGGACUGUGCCAGUGCUCACGAGCUGGGCAAAGUUCAAGCCGGUACUCCGCUCUGCCAUCGUAGCUUGGAUUUGCUUGUUGCUGAUGGUCAUCGAGCCCAUCGAGCGUCAACUCGGCAACGCGAGCUUCUUGCUGCUCGUUGGCGUCUUCAUUCAACCUUGCGAACUGCCAGUGGUGGCAGUGAUCGAGAGGGAAAUGUUCACACUGGGACUGCUGCUCAUCGCUUGGGCUUGGUCUUGCCUCGGCACGGCCAUCGCUGUUCAAGCCCGAACGUAUCAAUUGGCGCCGACGGAGGCUGCUUUGGCCUCCAUCUUCUCUGGAGAUUACAUACAGGGCGCGGAAGCGGUCAUAUGCGGCUUCUUUCUGUCCAUCGGCGCUGCUGCUCUGCUCUACCUCAAGGUUCGCUUCGGACCCUCGUGAGUGUCAGAACGACCGCAUCUGGAGAGCUUCGAGCCAAAGGUGACUGAAAUGUGCCGUUCGCAUACAUCCAAAGACCUUUCCUGUUUGCGGCGAUCCUGUCGUGCAUCUGCUUGGAUGUAGCGUUGGGUUAUCAACCCUUGUUUCCAUACCCUGAUUACAUGCUAGCCACGACCAUCAUCAAGCCACUGGCGCUCAAGGCUGCAGUCAAUAUUGGUGAGCUCCACGCUCAAAAGGCCUUUUGCAGAGCUAGCACGCAUGCCAAUCGAGAGCUGACGCUCUACUGCCUGCGCCCCGCAGUCGUCGCGCUGUUCUUCUUCCCGAAGAGCGUCAACAGCAGCUUUGCCGACAAGCUCGUGGCAGUCUUGGCACCCAUGCGUGACGCAGCUAGGAGCCAGAUCGAAUUGCUGCAGCAAAGCCCUCUGGAUCCUGACUUCAACUUUACCCAAGUCCAUGACCUGAUGACUAAGAGUGAAGGUGGGAUCUUGGCACUCGUUGGAGCCGGCCGGCUUCUCACCCGCGAAGUGAGCUUUGGCGUUGCGAGCGGGCAGGAUCUGAGCAGUCUCAUCGCACUGGUUCGCGCCCUCAUGAGCCCCAUGGACGGCAUGGCCUACUACUAUAGGCUCAUACGUGCAGAUAUGAAGCACGAUCGUUUUCCGCAGCUUUGCCAACAGCCUGGCUUCGAGGAUGAAAGCCAUGGUCAGCGAAGUCGGCCUGCAUCACGAGCCCCGAGCAGACCUGGCACGCCGGGAAUAGACGGUCCGCAACCUUUUCAGGAUGUCUCGCACGUCGACAAGGCUGCCCAGCGUCCAUCCUCUUUGGCGCCUUUUGCAGCUCGAGAGAAGGGCAGCUCCUCGACUUCCACCCCUCGUUCGUCGCAAGAUAGCUCCGGCAACAUACGUCAGGCUCAUCACGGCGCAUUUCUACCGCGAAUAGCUCACCUACAUCUUCCUAGAUCACGUCAUCAUAGUCCAGAGCCCGCUCCUAGGGUAGGGGCAUGGGAGGCGCUGCGAUACGCAGCGAUAGAGACGCAACUGCAUCGCGAAGCGCACAACAAGUUCACCGAGCAGUGCACCCGUCUGCUCGGCGAAACGACUUCUGAGCUGCUCGCUGCUCAGGCGGACGCUCUCGAUCAUAUCCUUAGCUGGUUGGCGAACCUCAACCGCACUAGACUGGCACUCUUGCGACGCAGGGUCUUGGGCAAAGUCAUUGGAGGGCUUCCAAGUGCAGACGCGGAAAAGCGCAAGAGCUCACAAGAAGUGUUGGGAUCUUUGUCCAGCGCCCUUGAAAGGUUUCAUACGGCGCGUCUUGCCUUGAUUGAGCCUUUCAGAGCGACCAUUGAGUGCACGGGCAGUCCGGAGGAGAGACCUCCGCACCGUUACUUGUGAGCGUCUCUUCUGUUGGCAAUGUUGCUCCCUUACGACGUGCUGAUUCCCAACCGCAUGUCCUGAUUCACAGAUAUCAAGGAUUUGUGUUCCAAUUCCACACGGCGCGCUUUGGCGAGAGGCUCGUCACCCUGUUGGAAGCCAUCGUCAAGAUGGAAGAGCGUCAAGAUGCGAUCGGUGGGCGCUUCUGGCUGCCCUCGCUACCUCACAUCUUCUCCGCGGAAGCGUGGCACUCCGAGGGUACUGCUGAUGGAGAGCAUGGGCAUGAUGAUGAGGAUCCUGCACACAUGGGUCCGGACCACUCCUCCAUGCUGGGACGAACAAAGAGGCGCGAUCCUGAUGCGCUGGAACCACAAGGAGCUAUUCAACAAAUUGGCACUCGUGCCAGCACCUUCCUUCACACUCUCGGACGUGGCAACAUGCUCUUCUGCCUCAAGGCAGCCGCCGUCACGGCUCUUCUGAGCCUGCCUCAGUUCAUGCGCAGCUCGGCUAGAUUCUGCUACGUCAACAAAGCCGUCUGGAGCUUGUUCAUGGCACAGCUGACCCUGGCCAGGCAUCGAGGAGAGGUCGCAUUUGGUCUCGUAUCCAGACUCAUUGCCACCACUGCUGGUGCCGCGAUGGGGCUCGUCAUCUGGUACAUCGCUGCGCCUACGGGAUAUCACGCAUCCAGCCCUUACACGCUCAUGGUGACCGCCGCCAUAGCGUUUCCCAUCGUAAUGCUCGUCAGGCUCAACGCACCAGGGCCGCCCAUCACAUCCAUCAUCACGUGUGUGACUGUGGCUCUGGUGCUCGGUUACAGCCUCAAAGACUCCACCAACCCCACGUUUGGUUUCCGCGGAGUAGGCUGGACUGUAGCCUGGCGCAGGUUUGUUGGUGUCCUCAUUGGCACAGGUGCAGCGCUGGUCAUGGCGAUACUGCCACCCUCGAGCACUUUGAGGAAGUACCAGCGCCUGGGCCACGCUGCGACAAUCUCUGAGCUCUGUCAACUCUACUGCGACGUCGUCGCUUACGCUUCGGCACCCCAUCAUCCCGAUCGAUCGCCCACAGAGCUGACAAAAAGGCUGCUGGCAACGAGGAGCAAGCUGCGAAGGCUUGCGCUGACUCGCUCCGUCGUCACUUACGAGUUUUCGCUGCGAGGCAAGUGGCCGGUCAAGCGGUACGAAGAAUUAUCAGCCGUCGCGAUGGAACUAUCAAAGCUGCUGUCGCACGCAGUCACCGUGACGGAAAAGCUAGGCGAAGGAUACUCUGCCGCCCUUCUUCGAAAGACGCGUUUUCUGGAUCCGGGCUUCUUGGCAGAUUGCAUAUCCGUAUUGUCGCUCUGCGCGACUGCACUACGGAGCGGCGAGCCUUUGCCUCAAGUCAUGCCCGUGCUGAUGGAUAGACUGCUUGUCAGAGGCACGAGCUAUGAGCUCACAGACGUUUCCGACGAAGGCAAGGACGCAUCCCCGAAUGUUGCCGCUUCGGAGAUGCACACAGCGGAGUCUAUAGUCGGAGAUGCAAGUCCUCCAGCACACGACGCAUACAGAUUGCCAAAGCAUGUCGACAUGGCUACUCUUCAAUCGGAGCAGUAUCAAGCUUUUGCAGUAGGCAUGACCAUCGCUUUUGGCAUCGUGUUGCGCAUCGAUAAGCUUUGCAUGGCGACCAAGGCUCUCGUGGGGGAAAGUUAUCCGGUUCCUGCGGAUUGGAGUUCCGGUCGUACUCAUUACGCGUCCAGCAAUCCGCCUCAUCGCUCAUAG
This is a messenger RNA of Ceraceosorus bombacis, 3547 nucleotides long. NCBI's taxonomy places the organism in Eukaryota, Fungi, Basidiomycota, Exobasidiomycetes, Ceraceosorales, Ceraceosoraceae. The record is from the annotation of a GenBank genome assembly.